This is a messenger RNA of Mesorhabditis spiculigera, 1335 nucleotides long. The record is from the annotation of a GenBank genome assembly. Lineage: Eukaryota; Metazoa; Nematoda; Chromadorea; Rhabditida; Rhabditidae.
AUGCACGUCGUCUGUGCAGAUCCGCAUACAAGGGCCCAGAUAGCAGAUCGCCUCUGCCUGGCCGAUGCGGAGAAUUCAGCAAUUUCAGUAGCAGGCUCGGCCAACUCGGUGCAUCAGUUUUUCGGCACGCCAGAUACCCCUGAUAAUGUCGUGGUAGCGAUCGAAGAUAUUGGAGAGAACAAUCUGAAAUACGCGUUGCGGUAUAUGCUGGCUAAUGCAGAAAAACCAAUCAAACUGGCGAUAGUGAUGGAAAUGUGGGACGAGGUAAUUCGAACCGAAUACAGACGGGCUGAGAAUAACAACUUGACCGAGAUUGACAAAACCAGGACGUUCCCCGAUUCCGCUUGGAAGUCGGAUCGUCUGCGGGAGUUGGAGAAAUGGAGAACGAUCCCUUCAAUUCAGUACGCAACGUUCCAAAAUGGCUCCAAUUUGGAGUCCCAGCUCAAGAAAUAUUUCGCUGAAACGACGGUUCAGCAGGGCGACGAUAGGAAUGUUGCGCAGAAGCCACCGCUGCUCCACUGGACGGCCAUCCCUUUGGAAGAAGAACUCCAGCUCAUUUUGCGAUUCAGUUUUUCCUUAUACGGGCCCCCAAUGAGUGUCCUUCGGGCAGCAGCCGAUGCCUCAAAAAGUGCCUUCGUCACGAAUUAUCACUGGACACAUGGGAUCUUUAUGAACUGCGAGCCUGUGCGGGUCCACUUGCAACUAUUGACACCUCAACGGCUGGAGAUCGCUGCCCGGGUUGCUGUUGAUGAGUUGGAAGGGGAGGACGCCGAGGACCCGCUUCGAAGUGUCUGGCCCUACUUGUCGAUGGUUACGAGGAAUGUUCGAGAAGAAUUGAGGCGACAUCCACAUAUCCAGUACUCCAUCGAACUGAUCCCCUUCGGCAGCUCUUUAUUCAUCCCUCCAAUUGAUUGCCGAGUCUUUGACCUGACACUUUUCAUGAGCACACUACAAAAAUUCGGCAAAGUCGGCUUCCGGCUCGGGUCGAUCAUCCAUGAGGUCGAGGUGAAGACGCUGUUUCCAGAAUACGUUCCCUCAAACCUGCACGAGCUCUGCUCUCAGACGCCACCUUCGCCUAAUCACUUUGAAAAGCUGAAUGGCGGGAUGUCGGCACAGAUCCCGGAAAAGCAGGUCCGCAGCUUCAGCAUAGCCGGGAUGGGCUCCUUCCCGUCGGGGAAAGUUUCCUCGCCAACGACAAAUUCCUGGCUGCGCCGCGUAAUCGUGGACGGCGCGUGUCAUUUGGGACGAUUCUGUGUGAGGGAGAAGCGGUGCGGAUCGAUGAUCAGGCCGACGCCCGAUUCUGAGGGCCCCACAACUCUAGGAGAAGCUGUGAAA